UGCACUGUUGUGUCCCACCUGUAUCUGUUUCCCCUCGGCUCCGUUAAAAGUCAUGGCAGGUCCUGAUCUGAUAAGAACUCUUCUGUAUACCGUCAAUAAUCUUCUACAGCAGGAGAAAUACAAAGCGGCGUUGGCAGUUUUGAAGGGAUUCAGGAACGGAGCUGUAUAUGGGGCCAAAAUCAGAGCACCACAUGCCCUGGUUAUGACAUUUCUAUUUAGAAGUGGCAGUUUAAAGGACAAGUUCAAAGCCAUUUUGAAGGCCACAUACACCCACUCCAGAAACCUGGCGUGCUUUGUGUUCACGUACAAAGGACUGCAAGCUUUGCAGCAGAAACUUCAAGGAAAGAGUUUACAGUCUCACUCAUUUCUGGCUGCCUGUGUUGGUGGAUGGUUAGUGUUUGGCGAUAACAACAACAUUAACAGUCAGAUCAACAUGUACCUGCUGUCCAGGAUCCUGUUCGCCCUGUCUCGGCUGGCUGUAGAGAAAGGAUUCAUCCCACAGCCUAAGCAUGACCCUUUCCCACUCUUUGCCACGCUAGUUUGGGGUAUUGUCUUGUGGUUGUUUGAGUAUUACCCACAUACUCUCCAGCCAUCACUGCAGUCCUCCAUGAACUACCUCUAUCAUGACAGCAACGUGUGGCAUGACAUCUCAGACUUCCUAGUUUACAAUAAGCCAAGGACUGCUGCCCAAAACUAAAGGUUUAUUGUUUUAUUUUUUGUAAAAGAAUUUUUUUUUUAAUCACUAUUCUGAAUAUGAUUGAAUUUUGCCUUUUUAAAUGUUUGACACUGAAGUUUGUAUUUGAAUGUCCUAAUUCUUUUCUGUUUGUCAGUAUCUACCAAGUUUCUAGCUAAAGUGCUCAACCAUCAUAUUUAAGUACCAUUGCUGAAAGGCAAUUUAUGCAGUACUUCUUAUGAUUUUGUGUUCAUAUUUUAUCUGAUUGUACAGAUUGUUGGAGUUUCUGAUUUUCCAGAGCUAUGUCACUAAAUGUAGCUGCCGUAUAAUUGAAGAAUUAAUAAACAAC
Messenger RNA from Pelmatolapia mariae (spotted tilapia), 1022 nucleotides. RefSeq names its product peroxisomal membrane protein 4 (gene pxmp4). The transcript is spliced from 4 exons. Bases 53 to 697 code for a protein of 214 amino acids. The record is from RefSeq and is a predicted model, not a curated record. Gene Ontology annotation, cellular component: peroxisomal membrane. Lineage: Eukaryota; Metazoa; Chordata; Actinopteri; Cichliformes; Cichlidae.